Paecilomyces variotii is the source of this 1083-nucleotide messenger RNA. RefSeq lists its product as hypothetical. Gene Ontology annotation, molecular function: glycosyltransferase activity. Gene Ontology annotation, biological process: protein N-linked glycosylation. The transcript has 3 exons. Gene Ontology annotation, cellular component: Golgi membrane. The record is from RefSeq and is a predicted model, not a curated record. Bases 1 to 1083 code for a protein of 360 amino acids. NCBI's taxonomy places the organism in Eukaryota, Fungi, Ascomycota, Eurotiomycetes, Eurotiales, Thermoascaceae.
AUGUCUAUACAGCACAGCCUGCAGAAUCCUAAAAGACGACUCCUCAUAGCCACCAUCGUCGGUUUUGUUUUAUACUGCGUUCUUACCUUCGCAAGUAUUCAUAAGGCUUCGACAGCUGUCGUCCAAUAUACGCCGGAACCUGGUGUCCGUCGGAUCACAAAGGUCUCCAUGUUAUAUGGAAAGCCUAACACUUUUUACCAACGGGCUCUACAGACCCAUCGAGGGCAUGCACGUCGAUGGGGCUACAGGAUGGAGGUACUGACCCACGAUAUCGCUGUAGGUUACUGGAACAAGCCAAGUUACCUACUGUCGCUGGUCAUUCAGGAACUGGCUAAGCCUGCAUCAGAACGCACAGAAUGGUUGAUGUGGGUGGACGCAGACUCCAUCAUAUUGAAUCCCGCAAUUCCCGCAGAAACUUUCCUCCCACCGUUCGAUCUGGACAAUGUCCAUGUCGUAGCGUCCAAGGAUCAGAAUGGCCUGAACACAGGCAUAUUCUUCCUCCAUGUGCACCCGUGGAGCGUUGAUAUGCUGGUGGAGGCGAUCGCACUUCCACUCUAUCAGCCCGACAUCGAUCUCGGCACAAACCCGGACCAGCUAGCCAUGGCGCUCGUAUUUAACCAAAUUGACGGAGGUCCAUCUGGUCACGGAUACAAGGACGGCGUCGUCUAUCUGCCUAGGCCUUGGAUCAACGCAUACGAAUGGAGCCAUGCCUAUGAAGGGAAGAAGGGCGAUAUGUUGGUGCACUUUCCGGGCAUGCAAGAAGAGCGAUGGACGCACAUGUCGAACUGGCUGGAUAUUGUGGAGAUGACGCCACAGAAGUGGGAAGUGCCAUUCGAAGAGACUGAGUAUCCAAACAGGACGAACCAGUUCUGGGCGCAGUACCGCACAUCCAGAGACGUCGCUUUGCGAGUUGAAAAAGCUCUCGAUGAGCAACCGUCUAACGCGGCAGAGUCGACUAGGACUGCCAUUUCGUCUCUCUGGAAAGCGCUUCAAGAGGAAGCAGAUAACUCUCAUGUAGUCCGGCAGCGACUAGAGUCCCUCGAGGAGGCAGCCAAACUAGAUCAAGUGCUGUCGAACAGUUGA